AUGACUUUUACGGUCUUCAUGUUCAUUCCCCGCAAGCCGGGUAUGACCCUCGAGGCCUUCAAGGAAUACUACGAAACCAAGCACGUACCCCUAUGCUGGGACGCCCUCGGAGAUGAAAAGCCUAUCCGCCACUCGCGCUACUAUAUACAGCGUAAUCCGGCCGCGCAGGGAAACGCUGAUGUUCCCCCACCCCUACUCUAUCUUGGGGACCCUGCGACCGUGGACUACGACUGCAUCUCCAUGGUUGAGUAUGAAGACGAGGCGCAUUUUUUGAGAUUCAAAGAAGUUAUGCAGAAUGGCCCAUUGAGAGAGAAGAUUACUGCAGAUCAAGAUGCGUUUGAAGAUCAUAGUCGUAUGAAGGCUCUAGCAGUUGAGAGCCCAAAAGUGUCGGAGCGUUGAAAGGGUCCAAGACAAAAAGCGAUCUUACAACAACGUGUUAGUACUAUGACCUUUAUGAUAACACUACUUUGUUGCAUCGUAACUUCUUGAUUCGUUCAGC
Molecule: messenger RNA, 499 nt
Organism: Cucurbitaria berberidis CBS 394.84
Lineage: Eukaryota; Fungi; Ascomycota; Dothideomycetes; Pleosporales; Cucurbitariaceae
Exons: 2
Coding region: 1-399 (132 amino acids)
Molecular function (GO): oxidoreductase activity
Source: RefSeq, a predicted model, not a curated record